Messenger RNA from Dreissena polymorpha, 1001 nucleotides. RefSeq names its product adhesion G-protein coupled receptor G2-like. Gene Ontology annotation, molecular function: G protein-coupled receptor activity. The coding region runs from base 29 to 952 and encodes 307 amino acids. Gene Ontology annotation, biological process: G protein-coupled receptor signaling pathway; cell surface receptor signaling pathway. The transcript is spliced from 5 exons. The record is from RefSeq and is a predicted model, not a curated record. NCBI's taxonomy places the organism in Eukaryota, Metazoa, Mollusca, Bivalvia, Myida, Dreissenidae. Gene Ontology annotation, cellular component: membrane.
CCUGCAAUACUUCUUGUUGGCGUCGUUUAUGUGGGUGUUCAUGGAGUCGCUGCUGCAGUACAAGGCGCUGUCCUACAUGCAGAAGCCGGGUCCCAGGUUUCUGUGGGUGUGCCUAAUCGCCGCAUGGGGUAUUCCUCUGAUUCCUGUGAUCUUCUUUCUCGCCCUUAACCACGAUAUGUACUACGGGGACAAAGGAUUUUGCUGGUUCGGCCCCAGGAAUGUCGGCUACGCCCUAGUGAUUCCUCUAGGCGCUAUCGUGCUGGCAAACAUUGUUAUCCUGGCCCUGCUCGCUAUGCGCCUGUGUCGUUGGCGUAAUGCGAAGUUGAAGUUGCACCAAUCUAAACGCCGCGUGGCCCUGCUUUACGCAAAUGCGACCCUCACGGUCUUCGUAUUUUUGGCUGCGGCCUGGAUAUUCUCUUACCUGUCCGUUGAGAACACCAAUCUCGCCUUCCAUUACCUGUUUGCCAUCCUAAGCGCUAUCAUUGGCGUCCUUAUCUUUGUCCUCUUCGUUACUCGCGACAGAGAGGUUCGGAAAUCGUGGAACAGGCAGUGUUGCAAGCAACCAAAAGUGGAGAUCAUACCACCGAGCCAAAUUGAGCUUGAGCGCAAGAUCCAAUUCGAAGAGUCACUGAAACGAAAGGUAGCGUACUCCGAACAGAUCAGGGCCGGCAACUCCCUUUACCCCAAGACCGACAACCCUUACAGGUCGAUGUUUAAUAACUCUUACGGAAGCAGGGCGGAUAACUCGUACCUGGCGAGGGUCGACGUGUCGGGUCAGCCUAUGUUUGACAUUCCCUACAAGGACAUGGUCACAGACUCCGGUCAGGUGCACGUGGUGUAUUCCAACCGAUCAAAGGGUGGUAACUCCUCGCAGUUCAAGGGCGAGAACCCUGACCUGAGCAAGGAAGAUCGGGGUCACACACCAUUCAAUGUUGUAGGGAGCGGUUAUUAGUGGUUGUGUUGAUUUUGUCAGACGUCUGCAAAAGAAAAAAAUUGAAAAG